This is a messenger RNA of Carcharodon carcharias (great white shark), 7746 nucleotides long. It is a transcript of the gene slc1a5, whose product is annotated as solute carrier family 1 member 5. The record is from RefSeq and is a predicted model, not a curated record. Gene Ontology annotation, cellular component: plasma membrane. The transcript is spliced from 8 exons. NCBI's taxonomy places the organism in Eukaryota, Metazoa, Chordata, Chondrichthyes, Lamniformes, Lamnidae. Gene Ontology annotation, molecular function: symporter activity; L-aspartate transmembrane transporter activity; neutral L-amino acid transmembrane transporter activity. Gene Ontology annotation, biological process: L-aspartate import across plasma membrane. The coding region runs from base 227 to 1885 and encodes 552 amino acids.
CCACCCUUGAAAUGUGGACCGAGUGGUACUGGCCCGGCGAGUCAGUUUCAAACACAUUUGCUGCUGCUCGCAGUUGUGUCGUACCUCCGGCGAAUUUCGCCCUCGACGGAGAAAGGGAAAGGGCCGGCGUUUUUCUUUUAAUCGAUAUAGGUGAAGAAGUAUAUAUCUAGAACCGUUCUGCGAACUGGCCCGAAGUGGUUCUCAGAUAAAUCAGGCAAGAGUUAUAAUGGCUGACUUAAGAGGUGAUGAUCUGAAAGUGAUCUCGAAUGGUGACAUUCACCUGGACGAGAAGGCUACAAACGGUAACAAUGUGUCGGGCGGCGGCAACAAUGUAUCCAGGAAGCCCCAGGCCGCCGGCAAGGUGAAGAAACUCAAGAAAUUCGUCCUGUCCAACCUGCUGGUCAUCCUGACCGUGGCUGGGGUGAUCACCGGCGUGGUGAUCGGUCUGUCGGUGAAGAGCCUGCAGCCCAGCCGGGUCCAUGUCCUCUACUUCUCCUUCCCCGGGGAGCUGCUGCUCAGGCUGCUGAAGAUGAUCAUCAUCCCCCUGGUGGUCUGCAGCCUGGUGUCGGGCGCCGCCAGCCUGGACCCCAAAGCCCUGGGCAAGCUGGGGGGCUGGGCCAUGCUCUUCUUUUUCCUCACCACCCUCCUUGCCUCGGCCAUUGGAGUAACCAUGGCUUUCAUCAUCAAGCCGGGGGACGGCGCCAAGGCUAGCGCCCCGCUGCCGGGCUUGGAAGACUCGCUGCCAGAACCUAAAGAAAUCACCGAUUCCUUUCUGGACCUCGCCAGGAACAUCUUCCCAUCUAACCUUGUGUCAGCAGCUUUUGAGUCGUAUGCUACAAGUUACAAGGUCAUCAAAUUCUCGAAGGACAUUACUGACCAGUUUGGAAAUAUCAACAGGACCAUUGAAGAAGAAUUAAAAAUUCCUGUAGGAGGCAAUGUGGAUGGUAUGAACAUCCUGGGGCUGGUUGUCUUCGCCAUUGUCUUUGGAAUCGCUCUGCGGAAGCUCGGGCCGGAAGGGGACAACCUGAUCCGUUUCUUCAGCUCCUUCAACGAGGCCACCAUGGUCCUGGUCUCGUGGAUCAUGUGGUACGCACCUUUCGGUAUCAUGUUCCUGGUUGCCGGGAAGAUUCUGGAGAUGGAAAAUGUCCUUCUGCUCUUCACCAGUCUGGGGAAGUACAUCUGCUGCUGCAUUGUGGGGCACUUCAUUCACGGGUUAAUCGUCCUGCCCCUCAUCUACUUUAUCUUUACUCGUAAAAAUCCUUACAGAUUCUUGUGGGGCAUCUUCACAGCCCUGGCCACUGCCUUCGGAACUGCAUCCAGCUCUGCCUCACUGCCCCUCAUGAUGAAGUGCGUGGAAGAAAAUAAUGGUGUCAGUAAGCAAAUCAGCCGCUUCAUUCUGCCCAUUGGUGCAACGGUUAACAUGGAUGGUGCCGCCCUCUUCCAGUGUGUCGCUGCUGUGUUUAUCGCCCAGCUCAACAAUGUCACACUCAACUUUGUUCAGAUCAUCACGAUACUAGUAACUGCCACUGCCUCAAGCGUCGGUGCUGCUGGGAUUCCUGCAGGAGGUGUGCUGACACUGGCUAUCAUCUUGGAGGCUGUGGGGCUGCCCACACAAGAGAUCUCACUGGUCCUCGCUGUCGACUGGCUAGUGGAUCGCACUUGCACGGUCCUCAAUGUGGAAGGCGACGCUUUCGGAGCCGGGCUCCUCCAGUGUUAUGCUGACAAGCAGCAGUCUAAGCUGCAGGUGGAGGAGCUUGCAGAGGUGAAAACGGAAACAGUGGGAGUGGAAAAGUCUGAGGAGGAAGGAUCACCGCUGAUCAAGGAAGAUGUGAAAGUGACCUUGGAAACUGGGAGUAGGUCGCUGGAGAAGGAAUCGGUGAUGUGAGGCCUGGCUGUGUGGAUCAGAGCAUCCACAUAUGGACAAUUACUUCAGAAUCCCCUGCUUGGAAAAUUGGAAAGUUCUUCAGCCUCUAGCCCUCUUCCUUUCACAUGAACUUGUGGAAGUUUGAAGAGCGUGACUGGGGAGAAUAAGGUUUUCUUUUGAGAAGUCAAUGACAAUACCUAGCAUUAUUUUCUCCAUCAUUGUCACUCUACGCCACCUACCUAUCCUUUGGCCUAGAAAUCCAUAAUGUGCCUGAGGUCUGGUGGUUUAUGAAUUCCAAAAUUUCAUGAUCAACUGCAAGGGAUUCUGACAAGCAUCUGCUUUGACAUCUUUGGACAGUUUUGAUCUUUGUCUCCAAAAAAAAAGAAACCAACAGUGUAUUAGAAGUGGCUUGUAGUUCCACUGUAUCUUGACAGUGCCUUCAGCAGGAGUGCAUUUGUCUCUGGGUUUUAUGGUGCCUCUGGAAGUUCCUCUCUCUUAUAUGUUGUCACAGCUGUGCUGUGGCUUACUGUUGUGGGCUUUUCCUUGUAUUGCUAGUGUCUGUGCUUCUCUUUUAAUUAUCAUAGAAAGGAGGAGGUGGGGAGAACAAUUAAUACUCAGAAUGACCAGUCUGUAUCCCCCUUCUUCCUUUCGUAAGGGACUUUCUUUGUGGAGGAGAGGGCAGGAAGAAAAGGAAGACAAAGUCAAAGCGGGGGACGGGGGAAUAAAACAAAUACUUGCAUUUAUACAGUGCCUUUAUUAUGGUAUCUUUUGAAGUGUCACACACUGGACUAUUUUGGAAUCCAGUGGACUGUUAUGUGGGUGAAUGGGUAGUCACUGCGUGGAUGUCACCAGGCAGUCUUUAGAAACAGUUCAGCUGAACAUCCUGAGUUGGUCAUGCUCCCACUCUGAGUCAGAAGGAAUGGGUUCAAGUCCCACUCCAGACACUUGUGGGCAGAGUGUCUAGGCUGACACACUCCAAUGCCAGGCCUGAGAGAAGUGCUAUACUGCUUGAGAUGUCAUUCUUUUUGUACCCAUCUUUUCUAAACCCAGACCCUGUCUACCCUCUCAAGUGGAUGUAAAAGAUUCCAAGUCACUACCUCAAAGAAAAGCCCAAGGAGUUCUUCUCAGUGCCCUGGCCACUAUUUAUCCCUUAGGCAACAUCUUCAAAACAGAUGAUCUGGUCGUUUACCACACUGUUGUUUGUAGGAGCUUGCUGUGCAUAAAUUGGCUGCUACAUUUGCUACAGUACAACAGUGAUGAUACUUCAAAAGUACUCCAUUGGCAGUCAAACACCUUGGGACAUCCUGAGGCUGUGAGAGAUACUAUAUAAAUGCAGGUUCUUUAUUUUCGCAGGCUUCGGGUCGGGGAGAGAGGGCAAGGGGGGGUGGUUUGGGCAGAGGGUAUUUAUUGUUCUUUUAACAUCACAUUGUCAACUUGGGAGUUUAGUUGGAACAAGCCCUCUCCUUUAAGGAUCUAUUAUAAUUAUUGCAGUGACAACGAAAGAUGCAGAAAACACAACAAAACGGGGCAAGGAGUAGAGGGUGGAGGGAGAAAUGAUAAAACUUGAAAACUUGGAAUUGCUCUGAAAUCUAUUCUAGCUGUUCAUUACUAGUGUUUUCGAAAAGAAUUGUGGGUUAUUUUUAUUAAUUUUGUUUUCCUUGAACAGUUUUGUUCUUGAGUUAUAAAAAUAUUGGAGAUUGGAAAAAAAUCUCUUGACCAGAUGGGGUGAAUUGGCAGCAGUAAGUCAUGUGAUGAGAUGUGUCCAUGCAGAGUUGGCAACCUGAGAUUCAGGGCCAAGUCUCCCCCAAUGUCUCCACCGAGUUUGGUCAGCACUUGAAAGGCAGGGAGCACACGUUUCAGGUCUGUCAGUCUCUGGUACUGAGGCCCAUUAACCCCUCUCUGUUGCUGACCUGCCCAAUUUCCAAAAUUUUCUAUUUUUUUGUCUUUUUGCAGCGGUGGGGUGGGGGAGGGGGAGAGAUCCUGUUCUUUCUGUCCGCCUUCGUCCCAACACACAACAUUUUUACUAAUGUUGCCGCCUUCCUCUCCCCACUCUGCUCUCCCUCCCUGCCCCGGACCUUCAUUAGGACUCGUUUUAUAACUGGCUGAUCCCCUUCCCUGGGAUCCUGGGAAUUUCCCGCACGUUUUAGGAGACUGGGAAAAGGCUUUGAACGUUUUAAGCCAAUUCUCCUUUAAACUGGCACACACCAGCAAGGAGGAAAAUUGGGAUCUAUUUAAAGGAAUAAACAUUACAUUGCAAAGCACGAGCAAGUGUGUGAGUCGUCUGCCGAUGGACAGACUGGCAUGCGUAUGUUGUAGAUGUGAGGAUUAUUUUUCUUGACCUAUGAAAGUAAAUGUCUUGAAGCACAAAAGAAAAUUAAGUCAAGGCUGUCCAUUUGUGGUUUUGGCUGAAAAAUGGACCAAUCAAAAAUCAAGAGCUAGAGGAAUGCUGACUUUUAUUGUAUCUAAAGGACUAGAAUACAAGGGGGGUAGGAGUUAUGCUAUUUAUAUGAAGCCUUGGUUAGACCAAAUCUGGAGAUGCUACGAGCAGUUCUGGGCACCAGACCUUAAGCUCGAGGUAUAUAUUGGCCUUAGCAGGAGUGCAGAGUAGGGUUACCAGAAUGAUGGCAGCUGUCGAGAGACAAACUUGACAUUUCGGAUAUGUGACCUCUUCAUCAGAACUGAUGAAAGGUCACAGACCUGAAACAGGAACUCCGUUUCUCUGUCCACAGGUGCUGCCUGACCAGCUGGGUAUUUUCAGCAUUCCCUGUUCUUAUUUCAGAUUUCCAGCUUUGUGGUAUUUUGCUUCUGUUUUACCAGGAUGACAUCUGGACUGCGAGGGUUAAGUUGAGGACCGAUGGCACAAACUGGGGUUGUACUUUGUAGAAUUUAAGAAGUUGAAGAGAUAAUUUGAUCAAUGCUUUUAAGAUAUUAAGGGGACAAAUAGGCUCGAUGAAGAGUCUGGGACUAGAUUGGGGAGAGGGGCAUUGUCUAGAAACUAGAGCCAGACUUUUCAACAGUAAAAUUAGGAAACACACCUCCACACAGUGUGGUAGAAAUUUAAACUUCUAUUUUGCAAACACCAACUGAUUGAUAGAAAAAUUGUGAAUUUUAAAUCUAAGUAAUUGUUUUUUAACCAAAGGUAUUAAGGAAAGUCAGGCAAAGAUUACAGAGUUAUGUCAGAGAUCAGCUAUAGUCUCAUUAAAUGACCUACACCUGUCUCUAUAGCAUCAUUCCACAGAGACAAUCCCACAUCAUGUAGCAUGAAAGGAGGCCAUUUGGCCCAUAAUGUCUCUGCUAGCUCUUUGAAACAAUUAUCCAAGUAAUCCCACGCCCCUCAAGUUUUCCACAUGGCCUUGCAAUAUUUUCUCUUUUCCAGCAUUUAUCCAAUUCCCUUAAGAAACAAAAUGACAAUUUAACUUAUUCACUCACUGGAACUCAACAAUGUGAACCCAUUAAGGUUGGCUUAUUUCAAAUAUGGGUUGUCUCAGGAGAGAGCACAUUGAGCUGUUUAAUACUGUCACUGUAUAACAUGGAUAUAGCACUGAUGGGUACAGGUUUGUCAUUAUAACACUGGGAUACAUGUCUGCCACUGUUAACACGGGUACAGUACUUGUACAUUUCAGUCACUAUAUAACAUUGGGGUACAGGUCUAUCACUAUACCACUAGGGUAUAGGACUGGGAGGUACAAGUCUAUCUUUAUAUAAAACUGGGGUACAGUACAGGGGUUACAGGUCUGUUGCUGUAUAACACUAGUACAAUGUUACUAAUAUGAAUAAUAGACGGCUUAUACUUAAAAUGUGCUUACUGCUGCAACCAUGUAGUUCCUUGCCAUCAGUGACAGGCUCACUCUGAGGUUUUGAGCUGCUAUUGGAACUUUUAAGCCUAUCUAGACAGAACAGGAUCCCCCCCUUGUAUCCAUUGCACACAGUCUUCCAAGAAGUCUUUGAAGAGGUCAUUUUAAGGGGUACAGUAACAUUGUGGUUAUGUUACUGGUGUAGUAAUCCAGAGAUCUGGAUUAUGAUAUGGGACACGAGUUCAAAUCCCACCAUGCCAGCAGAAGAAUUUAAAUUCUUUAAUUAAAUAAAACGGGAAUAAAAAGCUAGCAUUAAUAAUGGAGGCCAUGAAACUACUAGAUUGUUGUAGGGAGCCAUCUAGUUCACUAAUGCCCUCCUGGCAAGGAAAUCUGCUGUCCUUGCCCACUGGCCGAUAUGUGAUUCCAGAUCCACAGAAAUGUGAUUGACUUUUUAACUUGCCCUCUGAAAUGACCCAACGAGCUAUUGAGAUGUAUUCAAGAAGGCGGCUCACCACCAUCCUCUCGAGGGCAAUUAGGACUGGGAAAUAAAUGCUGGCCUUGCCAGAGAUGCCCACAUUCCAUGAAUGAAUUAAAAGAAAGAUCUAUUGAGGUUGUGGGAUCACCGUGUGGGGAACACAUCUUGGGAACCAAGCAACGCGGCUGAAAGUAUCACACAUUAAAUAUAUCAGGGCAAUGAAAUUGCCUCAAUGACGACACGCAUUGCAUGUUAUGCGAACACAAAAUGCACAGACUCCUCUCCCUCCUCAGAUCCUGAUACUUGUUAUAAACACACAAAAUGCUGGAGAAUCUCUGGAGAGGGAGCCAUAGUUGACAUUUCGUGUCACUGCUUUUUCGUUAGAACUGAAAGAAGUUGGAGCUUUUAACAGGUUUUGAGCAUCGCAGGGAAAGGGGAAGAAAGAUCACCAGAGAAGGUUUGUGAUGCAAUGGCAGAAAUUAAAUGACAAAAGGCAUGAUGGUGCAAGGCAGAAGAUGGAUGGUAAUGGGAUAAGUAAAUAAAAAAAUGAGUCUAGAGGAGGUAUAAAUGGCAACAACAGAGCCAUUACCAGUAGCUACUAUCUGAAACAGUGGGAGCAGUGGAUAUGAUUGUAAAUGGUUGAAGUCAUUGUUGACUCCAGAAGGCUAUAAAGCGAUUUGAAACUUAUCAUACAGUUGCUAACUGUGUAUAGACUAAUGCAAGAGUGUCUAAACUAAGGCUAAUGGGCACCAUCCAGUCAUCAAAUAUUGACAACAUGGCUCAUGAGGUGCAGCAUUUUUUAUUUCCUCAUUGGAUGUUGGUGUAACUGGCAAGGUCAGCAUUUGUUACCCAUUCCUAAUUGCCCUUGAAGAGGUGGCAGUGAGCAGUCACCUGGAAACAAUGCAGUCUGUAUGGUGUAGGUACACCCACAGUGCAUCUCAGCCUCUGUGAUUUUGUGCUGUUUCAAUUUUGGGGAGCGUGGAGGUUUUUUCCCCCUGUAUUGGUCCUUGGAUUUUCUCUCUUUGCCUUCACAACAACAGUUUGAGCUUCUGGGAAUUAUGGGGAGCAGGGAUUCUUGUGGCCCUAGAGGCUCGAAGGUACAAACUUAUCAGUCCAUGUCGACCAAAGGCUUUGGAUGCUUCUAAGUUUAGGCCUAAGGUGUGGGUACAUUGACUCCACUAGGGGGCAAUAUAUCCUUCACAACUGGGCGUAAUAAUGAUCAGCGCUUUCAUGUUUUGCGCUUUUUAAAAUGCAGUUGUAUUUCUGUUUUCCUGUGUGCAUUUGUGCCUUGUACAUUAUAAAUUUCCAUUUUGUGACUGUGUAGCAACUCCCCAUGUGUCAGAUACUGAUUUGACUGGCGUUUAGAAAGGUAGUGUGUCCCUCUCUUUUGUAUUCGGGCCAAUUGUAUUUUGUGUGUGUGUGUGUGAAUGUAUUUUUAAAUGUUAUAAUUGUGCAAAGAUAUGAUUGGGCAGCCUUUCUGACCCCUCCCCACUCUGAGUAUGAAAAUGGACUGGAGGCUGGGGUGGAGUCAAGGCUUAGGCUCAGAAGUUUGUUUUGGCAAUAUGGACAAUUCAUCAAAAGCCUGGACAAUAAAAAUGCCUCCACCAAUCAAA